Messenger RNA from Ctenopharyngodon idella (grass carp), 4205 nucleotides. RefSeq names its product transmembrane protein 205. The coding region runs from base 211 to 777 and encodes 188 amino acids. The record is from RefSeq and is a predicted model, not a curated record. The transcript has 4 exons. NCBI's taxonomy places the organism in Eukaryota, Metazoa, Chordata, Actinopteri, Cypriniformes, Xenocyprididae.
ACACAUAAACGCAUAAACCCCGCCCACCGGUCUGACUGCCAGUCCGAGAGUUACUACAGCUGCAGACCGGUUCCUCCUUCAUCGUAUAUUUAUGGUGUUCUGGCCAACGUGACGCGCAACCGGCCACCAACGAUUUACAUAGUCACGGCUGAUCGUCCUGCACAGUGGCAGUGAGUGAGGGAGGUGAAAGACAAUAGUGUGCCCGUGACAAUGUCUGCAGACAGAGAGCCUCCUGUCACUGCUAAACUCCUUCACCUCAUGUUUCUCUCCACCUUCUGGGGAAUGCAGAUAUGGGUCACCUUCAUAUCAGGCUUUGUGAUGGACAACCAUCUAAACCGACACACGUUUGGCUUCAUCCAGAGCCGGCUCUUCCCGUUUUACCUGCAUAUCGGCUCAGCCUGCGCUUUCUUCAACCUCACCAUCUUCGCCAUGUACCAUCCCAGCAACAUGCUGGAUGACAGAGAGGCCUUCCAGAUCUUCAUUUAUUUUGUUUGUGUGACUGUGGCGGCAGUAAAUGCCCAGUGGUUUGGUCAGAUGACCUCCGAAAUCAUGGCGGACAUGCACCUGAUUGAGCAGGCCUGUGGAUUGGGUCAGGACAUCGGACUCUCAUCCAAUCGGGAAGCUUACGCCAAGCUCUGUGAGACGGACCACAAGUACAAAAAGCUGAGUGGUCGGCUGUGGCUGUAUCACCUGCUGUCCUCCCUCUGUAACCUCUGCUGUAUCAUAUGUAACGGAUACAGUCUGUAUUACCUGGCAGAAAACCUCACCACACUCUGAUGACCUUCCUAUAAUAUAGUGGAGUUCUACGCCCAUAAUGCAAUUCAAAACCUUCGGUUAGUGUCUGUGUGACUCCGGCAGCGACGACCUGCUCUCAGGUACUGGAUUACUUCCUGACAAAUCUGGUCAUUCUUGUAAUGGAUUGUCUUUUUUAAUCUUUGUUGUGCUAAUUUUAGCAUAGAUAUAUGGUGUAUAGAGAAUAUUUUUUGUAAAUGUUAUAGAUAAUGACUGUGCAUAUUUAAAUUUAAAAGAUGUUACUCUGCAUGCUUGAGGAAUGGGGAAAAAAAUGACACGCGAGUUGAAAUGAACAAAAAUGGGAAGUGGAAUUAUAUUUUCAAAACUUUUUUUUUUCAUUCUAGAAGUCGUUAUGGCACACAUUUUCUGUUUUCUAAACAAAAGCAACCUCACUCUAUCACAAAACAAAUUAAUUUAUCAAAUUAUUUGAUUUCUCUGUUUCAACAGCCUUUCCUCCUGGACUGAUCACGCACAAUCUUUCACUGCACUUCUGCAUUUUAACACAAUAUGCUAGUUAUGCUCUCACCUGAAUGCUGAAAUAGAGCUUAAAUAAAAUGCACCCAGCACCAGUUGUACCACAGAUUGUGGUCAUGCAUGUUAUAUAAGAAUUUUAAAGGCACAAUAUGUAAGAUUUUUGGAUUCAAAUAUCCAAAAACCACUAGAACAAUGUUAUAUAUUUUGAGUACUUACAUUAACCCAAAUGUUUCCAAAAAUGUUUAUUUUCAGAGAAAUAAGCCAUUUUAACCAGGACACGGACCAUGUCCGUGCGUCGUCUAUCAAUCAUAGACAUCAUACCUGCGUUACCCUUGAUUUCUGGUUUUAUUUUGUAGAAACCAUGGAAACAUCAAUUUAAUAUAUUAUGUGUUUUAAUAGACAGGUGAGCAACUGUUUGGAUACAUUCAUUGACAGAAAACUAAUCAUGUUAUAUUGCUCAAUUGUUUAAAUCUCGUUUUCUUGAUUUACAGCGAGUACCAUGUUUUACCAUGACUAAUAUCGAUCUAGCUUACUGCAGUGUGCAACAAGUGUCUCAUAGCAGCCACCGAGUGAACGCAAAGUAGCAUUAUAACAACUUUUAACACUCAAAUGUAUCUAAUAUGAUAAACAGCGCUGCGCUACCCCACAUACGCUUGACCGGAAGAAGCGGAAGUGGCGACUGCGACAUAAAAGCUCCACUGCUCUCGAGCCGUGUGUCGCGCUCGUCUCUCAUUAGCAAUCGCUCCAGCAGCCUUGUCCGCUCCAACACCCUGCUUCAUACUACAGUAAUGUUAAUAAAUCUUUAAUACAUUAGCUCAUCCACGAAUAUGAUUUCUGUCAGAUUCUUUUCCACCGGCUGUAGACAUGAAUAAGCGACCUCUAGUGGCGAAAAAUUACAUAUUGUGCCUUUAAUGACUCUCAGCUGCCUCACAAACAAAUAUUCUUAUUUUGUAUACAGUGUAGUAUUUAUCAGUGCACUGACUACAGCUGUGACAAUAAAUAUAUAUAUAUAUAUAUAUAUAUAAGCAUAAAAUAUAUGCUUCUUGUCAAAAGUUUGGGGUCAGUAAGUUUUAUUUAUUUAUUUUUUUAAAGAAAUUAAUACUUUUAUUCAGCAAGGAUGCAAUUGAUCAAAAGUGACAGUAAACAAAAAAUUUCUAUUUCAAAUAAAUGCUGUUCUUUUUAAUCAAAAAAUCCUGAAAAAAUAUUAAGCAGCACAACUGUUUUCAACAUUGAUUAAUAAUAAUAAAUAUUUCUUGAGCAGCAAAUCAGCAUCACAUGAUCAUUCAGAAAUCAUUCUAACAUGCUGAAGACUGGAGAAAAUUCAGCUUUACCAUCACAGGAAUAAAUUACAUUUUAAAAUAUAUUAAAAUGGAAAACAGCCAUUUUAAAUUGUAAUAAUAUUUCACAAUAUUACUGUUUUUUUUUUCCCUGUAUUUUUGAUCAUAUAAAUGCAGCCUUGGUGAGCAGAAGAGACUUAUCUUACCAAUCUUUUUCACAGAAUAUUUAUGUCAGCUUGGUUCAUGAAGUGUGUUCAGCGUUUUAAAACGAGGCAUUGUUUCAUUUAUAUUUGCUCUUAAGAGACAUUUACAGAUGUAGAUGCUCUCUAUCUGAAACCAUCAAAUUGACCUUUGUCAUGACAGGUUCAACAGAAACCAGUUUAUGUCCUGUUUGACCGCUUUCGCACACUGUGCCUUUAACUUUUACAGGUGUUAAGCAACAGCAAACCGGACUACCUUGGGUGUACAUGACACAUUAUGUGUUUUUUUUUUUUUUGUGAAUCACACGUGAUGUGCCUCACUAAUGUGUUAGUCAUAUAAAAUUGUGUGUAUUCAGAUAAAAAGCACUAUUGUUAUGAUGGCUACACCUUGCUUUUGGAAUGUAGCUUCUGUGUUCAGUCGCUUUACACUUCUGCUGUCUGUCCAUCAUAUUUGUGUAUCAGUUACUGUACAGUGCCUUGCAAAGUGAUAUCUUCCAUUUUUAAAUGCUGUAUGACGGUGUCCAAGAUGCUGGUGAGGCUUUGGGUUUGUCCCUGUAAAUAGGGAUUGACUAUAUGUUAUCAAUGCAAAUGACCUGGCAGCUAUAACAGCCCCAGUGAGCCUGUUAAUGAUUAUAUUUAGUGUUAAAUAUCAUCUAGUAUAAUAUGGUCAAAGGAAUGAAAUAUAGAACAGUUUUGUGCUUGUAUUGUGUCAUUGAAGUUCCAUGGAAUUUUAGCUGAAGUUUCAUUAUUUCCUGGGUAUUAGAUGAAGUAGUAGAUGAAGAAAAUUGUGCAUUACCAGUUCCCCAGCUAACAUUCUCAGAAUAUUAACUAACGUUGUGUCAAGGUUCUCUCAAACAUUCUUCCAGUAACAUUAACAAAACGUUCUUUCAAAGUUAUCUCGACUUUAAUAAUGUUCUGAAAAUGUUAGCACAAAAACAUUAUUUAUCAUAGAAGAAACGUUUAGUUGGACAUUCAUUUAAAUGUUGCAUACUUGUUUAUGUUGGCAAAAUGAUCAAAUGGAAUGUUCCCUUAAUGUUCACAUAACCAAUAAAAAAACAUUUUUAAAACAUUUAAAAAACUGGAUGUUAUGAACAUUCAGAAAUAAAGUUUUUUUUUUUUUUUUUUUUUUUUUAUAAUUUAAUGUGAACGUUAGCAUGUUAGCAAAACAUUCAUGGAACGUAUUUUUGUUAGCUGGGUCUGUCUGAAUAAAAGGUAAUAAAUCCCUUUAUGUAAAGCUGAAGUGUGUCUUUUUGGCAUUAAACAUCACAGUGGAAGUUGAAAUGUCAAAACAACCUUCUGUUUGUUCCAUUUGUAAUUUGUGCAGAAUUUACACGUCAUCUUCAAGAAUGAAGACUAAUGUCUGAAUCUGUGAUGAAUGUAAAGCUGUUGCAGUUAUAUAUGGAAAUGGGUUGAAUGUUUAUUUGUUUUGUUUUUUUUCAAAUAAAUUGUGUUUAGAUUCUUA